AAUAACACUCAGUUAUUUUUCGUCACUCACUUCACUCUAUUUAUUUCACUCUCACGAAAACUCACUCCCUCGCUACAUUUCUCUUCUUUCAUCUUUCAGAAAGAAAAAGAUAAGUAAUAAUUGCUUCUUUUAUUACGAUGAAAAUGACAAUAAUUUAUUUUUGUUUUGCAAUCUUGAUGAUGGUGGAAGUUGUUAGUUCAUCAAAGUUCGAUGAAUUAUUUCAGCCUAGCUGGGCUUUGGACCAUUUUACCUAUGAAGGAGAACUACUGAAGCUCAAACUUGAUAACUUUUCUGGAGCUGGGUUUCAAUCAAAGAGCAAAUACAUGUAUGGGACGGUGACUGUUCAAAUCAAGCUGAUUGAAGGCGACUCAGCAGGCACUGUCACUGCUUUUUAUAUGUCAUCAGAAGGUCCAACUCACAAUGAAUUUGACUUUGAAUUUCUGGGAAACACAACUGGAGAGCCAUACUCAAUUCAAACUAAUGUAUUUGUAAAUGGAGAGGGUAACAGAGAGCAAAGACUCAACCUUUGGUUUGAUCCUACCAAAGAUUUCCACAAAUACUCCUUGCUCUGGACUCCUCGCCAAGUUGUAUUUAUGGUGGAUGAGACUCCCAUACGUGAGCAUACAAACUUAGAGCAUAGAGGCAUUCCCUUUCCCAAGGACCAAGCAAUGGGAGUUUACAGUUCAAUAUGGAAUGCAGAUGAUUGGGCCACUCAAGGGGGUAGGGUAAAGACUGACUGGUCUCAUGCCCCUUUUGUUGCUUCUUAUAAAGGAUUCGAAAUUGAUGCAUGUGAGUGCCCGGUGUCUACAGCGACGGCUGCCGAUAACAUGAAGAGGUGUGGCAGCGCAUUGCCUACCAUGUCCGAGCUUAGCUUACACCAGAACCACCAACUUAUGUGGGUUCGGGCUAAUCAUUUGGUUUAUGACUAUUGUACCGACACUUCUCGUUUUCCGACUAUUCCGGCUGAAUGUGUGCACCACCGCCAUUAGUGUUUACACUUAUCAGAUAGGAGGAAAUGUAGAAAAAUGGAAGCAUCAGAUUUGGAAGCAUCGGAAGGGAAGGGAGGGGAACUAAGUUGGGUGUCACUAUUUAUGUCCUGAAAAUUAUGAUGGCUUGGUUAAUAACAUUGUAUAAAAAGAAAAUGGAAAAAAAGCCUUGAAUGUUUGAUAUGUAAAAUCAUGUAUAAAAAAGUUAUUUUAUUUUAA
Beta vulgaris subsp. vulgaris (sugar beet) is the source of this 1205-nucleotide messenger RNA. Its product is annotated as xyloglucan endotransglucosylase protein 6. NCBI's taxonomy places the organism in Eukaryota, Viridiplantae, Streptophyta, Magnoliopsida, Caryophyllales, Amaranthaceae. Gene Ontology annotation, biological process: cell wall biogenesis; xyloglucan metabolic process. Gene Ontology annotation, cellular component: cell wall; apoplast. Gene Ontology annotation, molecular function: xyloglucan:xyloglucosyl transferase activity; hydrolase activity, hydrolyzing O-glycosyl compounds. The coding region runs from base 138 to 989 and encodes 283 amino acids. The transcript is spliced from 4 exons. The record is from RefSeq and is a predicted model, not a curated record.